UGCCGACGACCCCCAGAAGCCUCAGGUGGUGUAUCGGACUAUCUUCCACACACGGGUCAACCAGGACCAGCCCAGGAACCACGAGCAGGGGAGCCCCUCCUGUGGCUGGUCUACGCUGGGCCACCCACCCUCCUGCUCCUCCGGUCAGAACGGGGACGUUCCAGAGUUACGGGGGACAGGCGCUGCGUCAAAGGGGGGUCCAUCGGGUGCUGGAUACGAGGAAAGGGCUUGCACCCUGGGGAGAAUGAGGUCCAUGCCCCGUAGCGUGUUGGACCUGCAGCUCUCCAAGUCUCUCUCCAAGUCUGACUCCAACCUUGUAGCUGUAUCUCCCAUACAGGAGGAGCACGGCUGGGGGUCUGGGUCUCGAGGCCAGGGGCCCGGGAGUCCCAGCCCAGGAGAGGGGGCCAGCCCAGAGGGAAGACUGGAGAGGACACCCUCCUUCACGGCUGAGUGGGAAGAGAUCGACAAGAUUAUGAGCUCUAUUGGUGCAGGCAUAAGCAGCGGAUUGGACAUCAAGGAGGACGCCUCAGGUCCCCGCUGCCCCAUGCAGUCUGUGGGUCAGUGGCUGGACUCCAUCGGCCUGGUCCAGUACGAGAACCACCUGCUGGCAAAUGGAUUCGACAACGUGCAGUUCAUGGGUAGCAACGUGGUGGAGGACCAGGACCUGCUGGAGAUCGGGAUUCUCAACUCGGCCCACCGACAGCGCCUCCUGCAGGCCAUCCGGCUGCUGCCCAGGGUGCGACCUGUCGGCUACGAUGGCAACAACCCCACGUCUGUGGCCGAGUGGCUGGAGUCUCUGGAGCUCGGCGACUACACCAAGUCCUUCCUCAUCAACGGCUACACCUCCAUGGAGCUGGUGAAGAAGAUCUGGGAGAUCGAGCUCAUCAAUGUAUUGAAGAUCAGUCUUAUUGGACACAGAAAACGGAUUCUUGCCUCAUUGGGAGACCGGCUACACGAAGAGACCCCACAGAAACCUCCGCGGGCCGUCUCCCUCAGGGAGCCCGGUGGGAACCACACUCCUCCCCAGCUCAGCCCGGCGGUGGGCCAGGCAGCGUACACGGCGGGGGUCCCGGGGGGGUCUCUGGACGUGCAGCACCUCAUCAUGCAGGCGGACGCCCGGCGCAGGCAGCGCAGCAACGACAACUACUUUGAGGAUGUACCGCGAUCCAAGCUGGAGCGACAGAUGGCCCAAGUCAGCAUGGCAGGCGAAUGGUGCGAGCCAAUCACGUUGCGCCCUCCUAACGAGGCCACCUCGUCCACCCCGGUGCAGUACUGGCAGCAUCACCCCGAGAAGCUCAUCUUCCAGUCCUGCGACUACGAAGCCUACUACCUGGGCUCCAUGCUGGUGAAGGAGCUGAGAGGGACGGAGUCCACACAGGACGCUUGUGCCAAGAUGAGGAAGUCCACAGAGCAGAUGAAGAAGGUGCCGACCAUCGUCCUCUCCGUGUCCUACAAAGGAGUGAAGUUCAUCGACGCCACAAAUAAGAACAUCAUCGCAGAACAUGAGAUCCGUAACAUCUCGUGUGCGGCUCAGGAUCCAGAGGACCUGUCUACAUUUGCCUACAUCACCAAAGACCUCAAGUCCAGUCACCACUACUGCCACGUCUUCACUGCUUUUGAUGUGAACUUGGCGUAUGAGAUCAUCCUGACCCUGGGCCAGGCCUUCGAGGUGGCCUACCAGCUGGCCCUGCAGGCGAGGAAGAGCGGCCACGGCUCCUCCACGCUGCCCGAGAGCUUCGAUAGCAAGCCCAGUAAACCUGUCCCCAAACCUCGAAUCAACAUCCGCAAAUCUAUGGAGCAGCCGUCCAUGGACCAGAAGGGCCACGCCAACGUGCCGUGGAUUGUGGAGCCGGGUCAGGAGGCCAAGAGAGGAGUCAACACCAAGUACGAGACCACUAUUUUCUAACAUACACCCGCCUUGUCCACUCCUGUGUGUGUGUGCCUUUCAGAGGUUGCCCUGAACUGGGGGCCCGCCCCGGAGUUGGGCACGAGCGACGCUGCGUCACCUCACCGGCUGAAAACUAAAAAACGAAACAUCCUGCCCCGCCCCCGUUAGCCAAGCCUGUCCAGUGUCUACUGCAUGAUGACGUUUGGCGCUGCGCUGUCUCUUCUUCUCUCUUUUGUUUCUGCUCUCCCCCUCUGUGGCCCCGGCCUCUUCCUCCUGCCUGCAGGGCUGGCGCAUGACCUUUGAACCCAGGGCUGUGGUGCACUUCUCUGUCUCCACCUGUAGGUGAAUGGUCAGCUCAGUUUUUCCACUUCUUGUUUGUGAAUCAGUCAGCGUCCAACCAGUGGGUUGUUCUGCUUUCAGCUUCUUGUUUUUCUUACUUCCUGUUGAUGGGUGCAAACCGUUUGGCUUCGUCUCUCUCCACUUUUUUCUCUUUUGACUGCCUCCAUCCCUCGCUUUUCUCUGCAUUUCAGCCCCUUUGUCCAACUGCCCCUGACAACUUGAAUGAGAUUUGUUACCAGAAUACUGCUAAGAGCUGUGACAGUGUUGUAGCUGACAUGAGGAGGGUUGACACUUUUAAACAUUUUUUAAUCAAAGAGGAGAGGUGAUGUAGCACAGUCUAACUUUGACUCAAACUGGUUCAUCCAGCAGGCUACUAGAAUGUAUUACAACUUUUUGAUUCUUUAUAUCAGAUUAUUUUUGAAAAUACUAACAACCAACUUUAGACUUCUCUUUUUGCUUUUAUAGCACAUGUGUGUUUGUUCAGAAUCAUUUUAACCAGAUGGAUUUUUCCCUGGCCAUAAUCCAUAUUUUAUGUGGGGGGAGGGGAUCUUGUAUGUAAAAGGUUUAGCAUGAGGCUUGUGAGACGCAUGGUGGCCAUUUUGGAUUUGCUGAGCAGGGGGGCCGGUGGAGAGGCGGGGUGUGAGAGCUUUCUCGAUAAGUGAUGUCAUCUCAUUUGCAGGGCAAUGCCGGACGCUCAUGUCCAUUACUGUGGAAUGCAAAGAAUGUAGCCAGCCCUAAACACGGACCUUGUCACACAUACAAUGCAAAAUGGACUACAAAGGACUACAAACAUGGAUGCUACUCCACAGUGUUUAAGGUUGACUACAACAUUCCUCCACAUGAUGCUUGACACAGUAAACAUAAGACAGACAUUUACACACUAACAGACGACGGUCUGCUCUGAAUGUACACUUAUUUGAAAGCCGCCUCAACUUUCUUCAGCGGGAUGUUUAAUGCGCUCGCCUUGGACGCGUGACCUGUGAACUUUUCGGCGGUCACAGCGUCUCCAUAGAAACUAAGUAUGUUUACAGGGCAACUGUUGCUAACAGACAAUGGACUCGCUAAAGGCACCACUGGGCAUGUGUCAGUGUAAGAAUGGGCAUGGGUUUGAGGACGUCUGGCUGGCUCUUUUGGUCUUUUUAUUUUCUUUAAAGUCAGAAAAUAAUACAGAGAUAUAUGCACAAUUGUGUAAAUGUGAUUGGACUAGCUGCAACACGCUAGAGAUGCAACAGGUUUGUCCUAUAACGGAUAUUUAACCUAUGUGAACAAAACAGCAUCUAGCGUUUAAAAAAAAAAAAAGUAUUCUAUUUGUAUUGCCCGACAUUUUAAUGUUUAAUAUGAGAGUAUUAUAUUACCAUGAUGAUUAUGAUUAUUCUUGUGCAAUUCUUGUCUACUGUUGUCUUAAUGUUACAUUAUUUUUCUAUGAGAUGAAACUUUGGGCUUGAGAAUGAUGGCCAUCCUUUAAAAAUCUGAAACUAUAUGAUCAUAUUGUACACAGAGUGAAUGUUGCAGGUGGCUAGCUAACUCUUGUCAGGUCAACCCUCAUUUCUCAUGGGGCUCUACUUAUCUAGCAGAUGUACUAUUUUAAACGCAGUAUUACUGUUUUAUUUGGAUGAGACAUUAUCCAAUUAUAAGAUGUACAUAGAUAUUUUGCCAACUCAUUGUUCAUACAUGUAAUGUAAAAGAGAAAUGAAUAAAGAAUGGGGAGUACAUGGCACUGGAAACAAGGUACCACAAUAAAGGUUGGGAACUAGAAUAUAAGAAGAGGAGGUCAAGUGUAUUUUGAGCGAAAAUGGGUUAUUUGGUUACAUCACUGCUGACCAACUUAUGUACAUAUGCUUGGGCUUCCAGCACACUGAUUUUUGUAAUUUUGGCCAUUAUUUAUAUCCUUGUAAAGCACAUGGAAUAAAAUAUGACUUGUAACAACCAUAAGUCAUCCUUGCA
This is a messenger RNA of Gymnodraco acuticeps, 4171 nucleotides long. Its product is annotated as ankyrin repeat and sterile alpha motif domain-containing protein 1B-like. Gene Ontology annotation, molecular function: protein binding. Gene Ontology annotation, cellular component: cytosol. The transcript is spliced from 14 exons. The coding region runs from base 245 to 1906 and encodes 553 amino acids. Lineage: Eukaryota; Metazoa; Chordata; Actinopteri; Perciformes; Bathydraconidae. The record is from RefSeq and is a predicted model, not a curated record.